Acanthoscelides obtectus is the source of this 2699-nucleotide messenger RNA. NCBI's taxonomy places the organism in Eukaryota, Metazoa, Arthropoda, Insecta, Coleoptera, Chrysomelidae. The record is from the annotation of a GenBank genome assembly.
CACUUUGGUACACAUAAAAAUUUACCCUAUUUGCUAACCAAUUUAUCGUCCCCAAAGCCUUGUGUCAUUCUGAAAGUUUGCCGUGAUGUCCUUAUUCAAAAUCAGAGAGUUGUGGACAACUCACUGUGAGAGUGAAGAUGAAGUGUUUGAUCAGAACUCGAUGAUUGUCACUAAACUGGACAACACUGAGUUUUUAGUGACCGGAAGUCAUAGUGGAGUGUUGAGAAUAUUCAAGCCUUUUAACGGUUCGGAUGAGAGUGGAUUUUCAGCAGCUGAUUUGCUAGCGGAGAAGAAAUAUGAGCAGCCGAUUUUGCAAGUAGGAAGUGGACAACUAGUUUCCGGCUCUCAUCAACUCCAGUUGGCAGUGUUGCAGCCAAGAUUGUUGUCUGUUUGCAAUGUCAAUGUGAAACAAGGAAUAUCAGAACAAGGAACUGAAAGUAACGUAGAAGAACUCUACGAGCACAAGCUUCACCAGCCCGCAGUCAGCUUUGUGAUUGGACCUUUUGGAGGUGUCCAGAACAGGGAUUUCAUUUGCGUGUUGUGUAUAGAUGGGACCCUUUGCUUCUUCGAACAGGAGAGCGAAGGUUUCAUGUGCAUGCUGCCUGAUUGUCUACUACCUGGACCAUUCGUUUACGUUAAAGAAGGAGAUUUGUUUGUAACUAGUGGAGGAAAAUGGAUGUUGGAGUCUUAUCGUUUCAAGCAUCUGUCAGAGGCUGAAGGGAAAAAAAGAAAAGCCAAUUUAACACCUUCAUGGUGUUACAACCUGGGGGAAUACGUGUUGGAUAUGCAGACGGUGGAUGACAGAGGCAACAAAGAGACUUGGAUAAACGUGUUGGGGGAACGCAAUCUGUUCUGUCUUAAUUCGAAGGGGAAAUUGAAAUUUAUGAAACGGCUCGAGUACACGCCCGUCCUGCUCUACGCUUUCAUUUGCAAUGACCAAAUAGUCUCCCUGGUAAUGUCAGACACCAACACGCUAUUCGUAUACCACAACACGACUCUAAAGUGGUCCGCCAAGCUUCACUUCUCGCCCAUAUGCUUGAGAAGAGCUCGGAUAAGAAACUUAGAAGGCGUGUUGGUGUUCAUCUCAGAGGAAGGGAGAUUAGAGGCGUGUUACUUAGGAACAGAGCCAAGUCUAUUUGUCGCACCGCCUUUGACUUUGGAGGAAGAGGACUUUGCUAAGUUGGAAGAUGAAUUGAGGAAGGCGCAACAGAUGAUGAAGAAUUCGUAUGGAGAUUGUCUCAAAAUAUCUAACGCGAAUGUCGACAAAGAACUAGGUGUUGAUAUAAAGGUGGCAUCGGAAUUGAAACCAUGCUCUUUCCAAACCUUGUUAAAUAUUACGGACGAUCUUCAGAUGUGUGAAGUCACCGCAGAUGUCUCACCUCAAAUACCCUUUGAGGAAGUUCAAAUCACAACAGUGGUACACACCCCGUUUACAGUUGACAACCCAGUAACAUUCCUCACCAAUAUUAACGAAAAGUCAACUACUCAAUGCAAAAUUUAUCUCAAUGCCGACUAUGAAGUGCCAAGUUUGGGUUUCACGACAGUGGUAACAACUGUCUCAAGCGUUGGGAUACCAAGGGCUUUCGUUAAGUCCCACGUACUGCCUGUUAAAUUGGUCUGUAAGUUAGAUGAGGCGCAAAAAGAGGCUGAACAUAAGCUUACACUUAGUGUCAAUCAGGAUGUUGUUCCAUUGUCGGCACUGUUUCAAGAUCUCAUCAACAGCGAAAAGCCUCCCAACACGUUAGGCAUAAAACCACUGACACCUAAAAGCAAAACAGUGACUAUAGUUCCUGCCAAAUCAACUCAACGAUACAGGCUGCAGGCAGACUCUUUUGCAUCUAUAAGUUUUGUAUUGGAACAGAUGAUAUACAGAUUGCAAGCCUACUACAAAAAUAAGGAUUUGGAGAUCAGCUACGGUGUUUCGUAUCCAAUAAAUGAGCUAUUUAGUCAUGUACAGGAGCACUUUGAAAUGCAGAAGGAGGUUUCGACGUUGAAGGAAAAGCUGAAUCAAUUCAACACUCAAUUCAGGCUUUUCGAAAAACGUUUCGUCGAGAAAUUGAAAAUGAAGAACCUCUCCUCACUGUCAAACGUCGAGAUUCUCCUGACCAACACCCAUUAUGAAAUUUUGAACACCAUUGAAAUGUUGGAAAACAAAGAGAAAAAACUGAUAGAAGCUCAGGUGCGACUGCUUUGCUGUUUCUGCAUCUUCAAGCAGCUGAUCUCCACUGCAGAUAUCGACGAAAAGUUGAAGGAAAUGCUAUUUUCUCUGUUUAGUGGCACGUUGGAGUUUUUGCAACAUCAGGUCUGGGAGGAAACGGCGGACACAGUAACCGGCUACUUAUUGAAAACCGCGCUGUCGAAAUCCGAAAAGGAUUAUUUAAAAGUUUCUCAGGCGACUUUCCAGGAUUUGAAGGACAUCAAUGCACUCAAAAGGCAAUUCACCCAAGUGUUCGAACGGCUCGCUUCAAGAGGAAAAGUUCUCCAGAGUGGUGGCGGUACAGAUGCGUGUAAGGAAAUAACUGAAGAAAACCAACAAGGGGAGAUUGAGGAGAUGCCACAGAUGGGGAGCCAGAUAUCGGAAAAGCACGCAAGAUUACUGUCAGCAAGGAAUAGGUCGGCGAAACAGCCUCUCACAGGUCUAUGAGCGCUUUAUGUGAUAUUUUGUUAAAUUUGCAAUGAUUAAAUUGUUCUAAGCAUGA